UCCUCCCUCUCUCCCUCUCUCCCUCUCUCUUCUCUGCAACGCAGCGGCCGUGCUGACGCUGGGCAAGGAGUGCCUUUUUUGACCGCUUCUGCCUCCCCUCUCAUCUCCCAUCCUGCGCCGUACCAACGCUACACGCUGCCGCUGUACUGCUACACUACUCCACUCGUCCCACAACCCCCUACACUAUCGCCACUCCCCACUCCACUCCACUCCACUCCGCUACGCCUCGCCUCGCCUAGCAUUGUCGCUCCGUGGUAGGAGCGUGCGCGUGAUCUGAGGGGGACGGUGCUGCGUCUGCGAGGUCGGAGAGGAGGCGCGCGAGAUGGCCGGAGGUGGAGGGGGAGGAGGCGGCGGCGGGGGCCAGAAGCAGGACGACCUGACGCCGCACCCAGUCAAGGACCAGCUCCCGGGGGUCUCCUACUGCAUCACCAGCCCACCACCAUGGCCUGAGGCCAUUCUCCUUGGGUUUCAACACUAUCUUGUCAUGCUGGGAACUACUGUUAUCAUACCUACUGCACUCGUUCCGCAGAUGGGAGGAAACAAUGAGGACAAGGCAGUUGUCAUCCAGACAUUGCUGUUUGUGGCUGGAAUCAACACCCUUCUGCAGAGUUUCUUCGGUACCAGAUUGCCUGCGGUGAUUGGUGGAUCGUUCACGUUUGUUCUGCCUACCAUCUCGAUCAUCCUUGCAGGACGUUACGCCAAUGAACCAGAUCCGCAUACAAAAUUCCUCAAAAUCAUGCGUGGAACACAAGGUGCUUUGAUUGUUGCCUCUGCACUACAGAUCAUAGUUGGCUUCAGUGGCCUUUGGCGUAAUGUUGCAAGGUAUCUGAGUCCAUUGUCAGCUGCUCCUCUGAUAGCACUAGUUGGAUUUGGACUCUAUGAGCUGGGUUUUCCAUCGGUUGCUAAGUGUGUUGAGAUUGGUCUGCCCGAAUUAAUCCUCCUGGUGAUCUUUGCGAUGUACCUGCCACAUGCUGUACACAUGAUGAGGUCCAUCUUCGACCGAUUUGCUGUUCUGUUCACUAUUCCCAUAGUGUGGCUCUAUGCGUAUCUGCUGACAGUCGGAGGAGCAUACAGGAAUGCAGCACCAAAGACCCAAUUUCAUUGCCGCACUGACCGUUCUGGACUAAUUGGUGGUGCACCAUGGAUAAGAGUGCCAUAUCCCUUUCAGUGGGGUGCUCCAACGUUUGAUGCUGGUGAAGCUUUUGCAAUGAUGGCUGCCUCAUUUGUUGCUCUUGUGGAGUCUACUGGUACCUUCAUUGCUGUUUCAAGAUUUGCAAGUGCCACACCUCUCCCGCCCUCUGUACUUAGCCGUGGUGUUGGUUGGCAGGGUGUUGGUAUCCUUCUGGAUGGGCUAUUUGGGACUGGAAAUGGGUCUUCUGUAUCAAUUGAAAAUGCUGGGUUGCUAGCCUUGACACGUGUUGGUAGCCGAAGAGUUGUGCAGAUAUCAGCUGGUUUUAUGAUAUUCUUCUCUAUUCUUGGAAAAUUUGGAGCUGUCUUUGCAUCAAUACCUGCACCAAUCUUUGCUGCUCUCUACUGCGUGUUCUUUGCAUACGUUGGUUCUGCUGGGCUUGGUUUCCUUCAGUUCUGCAACCUCAAUAGCUUCAGAACCAAGUUCAUCCUGGGGUUCUCACUGUUCCUGGGCCUUUCAGUUCCUCAGUAUUUCAAUGAGUACACAUCCGUCGCUGGUUUUGGCCCUGUUCACACCCGCGCAAGAUGGUUCAAUGACAUGGUGAACGUGCUCUUCUCAUCAAAGGCUUUUGUUGGUGGCAUUGUGGCAUACGUGCUGGACAACACCCUUCACAGGCAUGAGGCUACUGUCAGGAAAGACCGUGGGUAUCACUGGUGGGAUAAGUUCAGGUCAUACAGGACUGACACAAGGAGCGAGGAGUUCUAUUCCCUGCCAUUCAACUUGAAUAAGUUCUUCCCCUCGGUUUGAGCAUACUGUGAUUAAUGCAAGACGCUAAGGUUACCUGUACUGUCUGUCCAUCCCUACCUAUCUGGAACAGCCAAACCAUUGGGCUCGGUAACAAGGUGCGAAUCCAACGGUGCAAACAUAGUGUUUCAGUGCCUUGCUAAAACCAUCGUCCUAUGUUAGGCCAGUGCUGUAUAUUUGGUACUCUAUUCGGGGACAAAAAAUACUCGCUCUGAUCCAUAAUAAGUGUCAUGGUUUUAGUUUAGAUUUGAACUAAAACCAUGACCCUUAUUAUGGAACGGAGGGAGUAGGAAUUUUUUGGCAACUCAUUUGCAUAUGGAACAGCAUGCUGGUUCGGUACAAGUCUCAUUUCAGAAGUGAGGCCAGUGUAUUGACAGCUAUUGUAGUGCUGCUGCUGUAGGGAUAUUACUAAUGGAGCUAUAAUAUGUAUGUAGGCUUCAGUAGAAGUGUAGAACAAUGAACUGGUAUCCUUUGAGGCUGGUACUCUGCUUGUUAUGCUAUGUUGCAGUGGGGUACUAUUGAUGUAGACUUGAGAACGGAAUGGAGGUCGUUAUGAUUAAUUAAUUUUCCUGCUAUAGAA
Molecule: messenger RNA, 2513 nt
Organism: Lolium perenne
Lineage: Eukaryota; Viridiplantae; Streptophyta; Magnoliopsida; Poales; Poaceae
Product: nucleobase-ascorbate transporter 6
Biological process (GO): transmembrane transport
Cellular component (GO): membrane
Molecular function (GO): transmembrane transporter activity
Source: RefSeq, a predicted model, not a curated record